CACAAACUAAUCAUCUGGUACCAUCCCAUCCAGCCCAAACACAGAACCACAAUGGGUAUAAUAGGUGGCUUCCUCGGCGGUACCAUCCUCACAGGCUCAAUCGCAUACUUAGCACUCCGGCACCUAAACGCAAACACAAGAGCACACUCAACAUCGCUGCGCGAAUCUCGCCAGAUUGCAGACUCGAUACUCCUCCCCAAACAGGUUCCCAAGAACCGGGACCCUACGCUCGAGCGACCUAGCUUUGUCGAGACCUUGAAGGAUACGUGGAAUUGGGAGAUCGAGAAGAUUGUUCGCAGGGUGCAGGGGUGGGAUUUGAGGAGCACACGGGAGGGGGUGGAGGAUACGAUUGGGAAUGUGGUGGAGAAGUUGAAGGGGUAGUUUUGACUGACCUGCGGGGUUGAUAUCCUAUGGAUUGUGCGAGAGGGUGCACGGUCGGGAUGGGUGGGGGCCGUCGGGUAUCUGGAUCGGGGGUGUUGAUGUGACUGUAAUGUUUCUUAGUGGCCGGAUCUGUACAUACACUUUUUUAUUCUUGUUUUACCCUUUAGAUGGCGAAUAUCCGCCCGUCGGCAAAAGCAAAUGCCUAGCUCACGAUAAGAUGCUUCCUUCUCUUGCUAGAGCGUACCUGCGCUGCAACGCUCUCACAAAGGGCUUUUGGGAAAUGGGGCCGGAUCGUAUGCCAUCAAUAAAAUAAAUAUAAAAAGAUAGAAACCAAAA
Messenger RNA from Tuber melanosporum (Perigord truffle), 717 nucleotides. RefSeq lists its product as uncharacterized. Gene Ontology annotation, biological process: cristae formation. NCBI's taxonomy places the organism in Eukaryota, Fungi, Ascomycota, Pezizomycetes, Pezizales, Tuberaceae. The record is from RefSeq and is a predicted model, not a curated record. Gene Ontology annotation, cellular component: MICOS complex; mitochondrial crista junction. Bases 52 to 381 code for a protein of 109 amino acids. The transcript has 3 exons.